AUGAGAGGGUUAACCAUAAUUCCAUUAUUCUUUCUUUUGGGUUCCGCAUUGUUGUUGAUCUUAACAGUCAUCAACGGUGCUGGAACUUCAUCAAUUCUUGGAAAGUUUUACUGGUCGGAAACUGACACCUCAGGAAUCCAAGGAGCCCCAUUUCAAACCACAAGAUGGACUUUUUAUCGUACCUGUGAUGUUGUAGACGGUCGCAAUGCAAACUGUGUGAAAUCCAAGCCUGCUUAUCCUUACUCACCAAAGGACAAUUUCGGUACUGAAGAUGGGUUACCACAAUCUUUCAUCAGCUCAAGAAAUACUUACUACUAUUUGAGCAGGAUCGGGUGGGCAUUUGUCCUCGUUGGGUUGUUCUUCACCGUUAUUUCCCUCAUUGUUAUCCCUCUCAACUUUUGCUUGCUGAUCGGAGGUGCAUUAACAUCGAUUUUGACAUUCAUUGCAUUCCUCUUCACCAUUGCUGCUGCUGCAUUGAUUACUGCUGCUCACGUGAAAGGCAGAAAAGCAUUCAAUAAUGCCGGUCAUCAUACUAGCUUGGGUGCAAAAGCUUUUGGAAUUUUGUGGGCAGCAGUGGCUACUUUAUUGAUUUCAUUUGUGACCAGUAUCUUAGCAGCCUUUGGAACCAAAAGAGGAAACAGGAGAAGAUCUGGAUCAGGUGUUGAUGAUGAAGGUGCUUAUGCUGCUAACAACGGUAAUGCUUAUGGUAAAUCAAGUGGUGAUUAUGUUCAAGCUGAUGAUGCCAAUGCUGGUUAUGGUGUUGGUGAUGCUUCUGCUGGAAACGGUUUACAUGAUGGUUCUGAUGCCUCAAAGUUUAGGUUUUUCAGAGUCAAGAGAGCAAAGCCCGAGGAGAUUUAA
Molecule: messenger RNA, 858 nt
Organism: Lodderomyces theae
Lineage: Eukaryota; Fungi; Ascomycota; Pichiomycetes; Serinales; Debaryomycetaceae
Gene: FMP45
Product: Fmp45p
Exons: 1
Coding region: 1-858 (285 amino acids)
Biological process (GO): fungal-type cell wall organization; cortical actin cytoskeleton organization; septin cytoskeleton organization
Cellular component (GO): cell cortex; membrane raft; plasma membrane
Source: RefSeq, a predicted model, not a curated record